CUCUCUCUCUCUCCCCCUCUCAAGCUCUGCCCCUCUUCUGCCAACUGCACGCUCGACCGCGUAGCCCCUCGGAUCGCCCGAAUCCCCAGCGGCCGGAAGAUGGGCGCCCUGACGCGCGUCCGACGCCUGCCCACAUGGCGGCUGCUCGAGCUGGCGAUCUAUGUAUGCGUGCUGGUGGCCGUUCUGGCAACCCUGACUCCAUGGGCGUCGAGAGAGCUGACCACCAUCUGCCUGGCUCGGGGGACCGGCGGGCGGAUGUCCUGCCGGGGGUUCCUGCGAGGGAGCUGGCUCACGGAGAACAUUCUGCGCGGGCGUCUGAUCGAUCUGGCCGAUCACCAAUGGCGCGCGUACCGCAACAACAUCCCCCUCUUGCUCGGUGGAACCGGGGCCAUCGUCCUCGUCGGGGCUCUUCUCCGGGCCUUGACUGACCGCCGAAACCGCGGCAAGCCCGGUGCCUCGACCUCUCCGCCCGCUGGGCCUCUGGUGGUCUGGCAUGCGGUGGCCGGUGGCCUGUUGGUCCUGGUGAUGUUCCAGUCCCAUGUGGUCUUUCCAUUGGCCUUCAUCCUGGGCAACUAUCUGCUUGCCAGGGCGGUGGCCCGCCGGCCGCGCAUCGCCCCGGCAGCCAUCUGGACCUACAACCUGCUGGUGCUCCUGCUGUCGGAGUGGCUCGGCCCCAACUUCUUCCAGUAUUCCACCCUACUUGACAUUCCGGUUCUCGGGGAUGCCUUCCAGGCGGUGGGGCUUCGGACGGUAUUCUAUCGCUUGGAUAUCAGCCUGUCCGGCAUGCAGAGCUGGCGCUCCGGCUACAAUUUGACCAUGCUGCGCUUGGUCAGCUAUGCCAUGGAUUACCACUGGGCCGCGUGCCGUCGGCGUGAGGGGUCCCUCCCGCCUGGCAGCCAGUCCAAGACCUCGGCCCUGGGAGAAUCGACCCGCCACAAGGCCCCUGCCUCUUCGCCCGGUGCCCUGGAGCAGCACAUGCGCACCGACUGCUCACCCGAGAUGUACCGGUCAUUGGUGCUGUACCUCGGCUACAUUCUCUACCCGCCACUCUUCAUCGCCGGCCCCAUCCUCUCAUUCAAUGGGUAUGCCCACCAGACUCGAACGCACGCGGGGCAGACGGCAGUUCGUGGCUGGUGGCUCGUCUUCUAUGCCUUGCGUGCCUGCUUCGGCUUGGCCCUCAUGGAAGUGCUCACGCACUACCUGUGGCCAUGGGCUGUGACACGCUCCGGCGCCUACCAGCUUUUGGAUGCACUUGCGACCGGCCUGCUGGGGUACUUUGCUCUGCAUCUGAUUUGGUUGAAAUUUUUCACCAUCUGGCGCUUCGCCCGGCUGUUUGCCCUGAUCGAUGGCAUCGACACUCCGGAGAACAUGGGCCGCUGCAUGUCCAACAACUACAGCCUGCAGUCAUUCUGGCGCGAGUGGCAUCGGUCCUUCAACCGCUGGCUGGUCCGGUACCUGUAUGUGCCCCUGGGCGGGUCGGCCCAUCGGUGGCGGAAUACCCUGCUGGUGUUCACCUUCACCGCCCUGUGGCAUGAUCUGGAACUGUCGCUCCUGGCAUGGGGCUGGGUGCUGGCCAUCGUCAUUGUGCCGGAAACCCUGCUCACCACAUGGGCCCGACACCCGCGCCAGGCGUGGCUCCGCGAUCGGUGGUACUACCGCCAUCUGUGUGCGAUCACCGCCGCAUGCAAUAUCUUCUUCAUGAUGGCCAUCAACUUGAUUGGCUUCAGCACCGGCCUGGCCGGGACCCACCGGAUUCUGGUGAUGCUCUUCACCACGGCCCGCGGCUGGUCCGUGGUCCUUGGCGCGAUGGCCACCUUCUUCUCCGCGGCGCAGGUGAUGUUCUUCCUGCGCGAGGUCCAGGAUGGUGCCGAGAGUGGCGGAUCGCCAGCUGGCGCCGGGGCCCCCGGGGCCACCGGGUCGCCGCUGCUUGCCGGGCAGCUCCUGUCACAGGGAUAUGCCCAUGGCGGCGGGCACUUGGGAAUGCCACUGUCACCAUCCGCCCCGGGGUCUCAGCACCUUUUCUUCUCCCAGCAGCCCGGCCCUCGGCACGAGGAGCCCCCCAUCCAAAUGAUCCACCUUUCGCCCAAUGUGUCAGUGGAUGAGUAUGGUGUGCCAUCGAAAAAGCCAUCGGCCCCGGCUGCCACCACCGCCACCGCAAUCCCCAUGGCCUACACGGCCACCACCAGCGGCAUGGGUCCAGGAGCAGCCCCUACCCCGCACAUGUCCCCGGCACUUUCGGCCAUCGGCACCGCCACCACCAUCCCGCCCGGUAACAGCAGCAGCCUGCCAGACCAUCAUCCUCUGCAUGCCUCACUCGAUGGAGCACCAUCCCUGGCAGCUGGGCGGCAAGUUCAUCCAGCGAGCGACUUCGCGGCCGGUCGCGAUCGCCAAUCCGUCGGUCGGCGAUUCUCCCCGCCGGGCAUGGCUGGCUUUUCGUCAGCCAAAGACCACGAUGCUUGAGAGCGGGCUGUUCCUCUUUUUUGCCUUUUCCCUCUCUCCCUCCCUCUCUCUCCUGUACUUCCUAUCUUCGAACCUAUGUCCUUGAUGAUCUUUCCCGCGUCCCCGCCCAAGAUGGGGAGAAUAUAUCCACACACAAACACA
This is a messenger RNA of Fonticula alba, 2601 nucleotides long. RefSeq lists its product as hypothetical. The record is from RefSeq and is a predicted model, not a curated record. Gene Ontology annotation, molecular function: acyltransferase activity. NCBI's taxonomy places the organism in Eukaryota, Rotosphaerida, Fonticulaceae. The transcript is spliced from 2 exons. Gene Ontology annotation, cellular component: endoplasmic reticulum. The coding region runs from base 100 to 2460 and encodes 786 amino acids.